UUUAUGUUAGUAUUAUUUAAUUGAGGUGAAUAUCUGCUAAAACAUAUUGCUCUGAAAGUAUGUUACUUAAAGAACAAAAACUAAGCUAAUAAUUUUCACGUUUGAGUGAGUGAGUGAGUGAGAAUGCAACUUAUAUUUGGAUGUAUAAACACCCUCACAUUGAGAUUUUUUUCUUUGGCACCACUGUAUUUUCGGACUUUGCCUUCCUGAGUAUUUCAGAUCAUGUGCUUACAGGGAUUUAAUUGCUAGAAAUGCAGUUUGAGCUGCAAAAACAUACUAUAACUCUAGUGUAUGUUUAGUACUUCUAUACUAGUCAAGGUAAAAACUGGAAAGAGCAACUUGAGUAGGUUUAAGCAGUUUUUAUUGAACAGACAUAAAAUAAGAAGUGCUCGUCCUCAACUGCCUUCUCGAAUUGCUCUCCACCAUUUCAGUGGGAUAGAAUGCAGUUCCUCGUAGUGUCUUCUUCAUCUGGCUACCUUUAACUUUCUUCAAACCCAAAAUUCACCCACGGUUUUUCGCUAGAUUACACCAAGAGCCCUUCAUGUGCUCCCAGGAAGAAGGCAACUAUUAUAAGUUGCAUCCUGACCCGGACCAGAAGAAAGUUGGGUUCAGCGAGCCGGGGCCCAUCUUCUGAGGCCGAGGAGCUCGUUGCUCAAAUGAUGAACAGUUUCACGGACAAGAAGCCUUUGGUGGCCACUCUGAACAAGUAUGUGAAAAUGGUGCGUACAGAGCACUGUUUCUUGCUCUUUGAAGAGCUCAGCAAGAGUGACAAAUGGCUUCAAUGCCUUGAGGCAUUCAGAUGGAUGCAACGGCAGCGGUGGUAUAUAGCUGACAACGGGGUUUACUCAAAAUUGAUAUCAGUUAUGGGGAGGAAAGGGCAGACCCGAAUGGCAAUGUGGUUAUUUUCCGAGAUGCGUAAUAGUGGGUGCAGGCCAGAUACCUCAGUGUACAAUUCGCUUAUCUCGGCCCAUCUCCAUUCCAAGGAUAAGCCCAAGGCCUUGGCGAAGGCGGUUGGGUACUUUGAUAAGAUGAAAGGGAUGGAAAGAUGUAUGCCCAAUGUUGUUACGUAUAACAUUCUUUUGAGAGCUUUUGCUCAGGCAGGGGAUGUUGAAAAGGUGAAUGAUUUGUGCAAAGAUCUUGAAGAGAGUGUUGUUACGCCCGAUAUCUUUACAUUUAACGGUGUGAUGGAUGCCUAUGGGAAAAAUGGGAUGAUCAAGGAGAUAGAGUCUGUGCUGACUCGGAUGAAGAGGAAUAAGCUGAAAGCAGAUAUCAUUACGUUUAAUUUGUUGAUCGAUGCGUAUGGGAGGAAGCAAGAAUUCGAAAAGAUGGAACAGGUUUUUAAGAGCUUGUUGCGUUCAAAGGAGAAGCCAACUACUCCUACGUUUAAUUCAAUGAUUACAAAUUAUGGAAAAGCACGGCUCAGGGAUAAGGCAGAAGGGAUUUUCGAGAACAUGACUGAUAUGGGGUACAAGCCAAGUUACAUCACGUAUGAAUGUCUCAUUAUGACAUAUGGGCGUUGUGACUCUGUCUCAAGGGCAAGAGAUAUAUUUGAUCAAAUAGUUGAAACGGAAAAGGAAAAGAAGGUUUCAACUCUGAACUCAAUGCUUGAUGUGUAUUGCAUGAAUGGUUUGAGUAUGGAAGCGCAUAUGCUGUUUGAGAGAAUGCAUCAUUCUAAAAUCUUCCCCAUUGACUCUUCAACAUAUAAGCUUCUAUACAAGGCAUACACUAAAGCAGAUAUGAAAGGGCUGGUAGAGAAAUUGUUGAAAUAUAUGGAUGGAGAUGGCAUCAUCCCUAAUAAGAGGUUUUUCCUGGAUGCACUGGGGGCUUUCGGGUCUUCAACUUCAAGCCAAAAGUCCAUUGAUAAGAAUAUUCAGUCAAGAACACAGGCAUCUAGGGCAAGGAAUUAGUCAAUUUUGUUUCCCAGGUAAGUUCCUGUCCAUUCAAAUUACAAGAUAAUCUACAGAAUCUUGUGUUACGUGCUAGCAAGCACAUGAUUUGUAGUUGUAGAUGCGUGUGUGUAACUGCAUUUGUCAUUUGGUGCACAUGAAUCAAGUUAAAUGAAAUAACAUUCUCAGUCUCUGAUUCCUUAUCAAUGAACCAUGAUUCCUUUUAAAUCUUUGUUGCAUUUUACAUACAAAGAGAACAUUAUGAACUUUCAUGAAAGAAGUAAUAUAACAUAUUAUGUUAAAAAGAAAUUAACUUUGGAAUAAUGUUGACUCACCCUUCUAUGUCCACAUUUUCAAUAUGAUUAUAUUAUGAUUGUAAAUUUGUAAGUUUGUAACAUACCAAAUACAAUCUAUGGCUUUAGGGGGACUGAAUGUAGUCUUCAGGAUUGAUCCCAGUGCGCUGAGUAAAUGAACAAGUAGAAACGUAAUCUGCGGAAUCUCUUAUCACCAAUAUUUGCAAUAUAGCAUAGACAACUACCAACAAAAUCUGAUAUUAACUUAUAAGUGUGGAGAGGGGUUAUGCCCUUUAUUUUUGGUAUUUUUUCCAUCC
Molecule: messenger RNA, 2496 nt
Organism: Ipomoea triloba (trilobed morning glory)
Lineage: Eukaryota; Viridiplantae; Streptophyta; Magnoliopsida; Solanales; Convolvulaceae
Product: pentatricopeptide repeat-containing protein At4g39620, chloroplastic-like
Exons: 3
Coding region: 657-1907 (416 amino acids)
Molecular function (GO): mRNA binding; protein binding
Source: RefSeq, a predicted model, not a curated record